This is a messenger RNA of Planococcus citri (citrus mealybug), 3112 nucleotides long. RefSeq lists its product as uncharacterized. Lineage: Eukaryota; Metazoa; Arthropoda; Insecta; Hemiptera; Pseudococcidae. Bases 1230 to 2468 code for a protein of 412 amino acids. The record is from RefSeq and is a predicted model, not a curated record. The transcript is spliced from 3 exons.
CUGAAUCCUUAUCAGCUCUGACGUCACCACAAGUAGAUGACUCGAUUGUGUUUACCAUUUGAAUUUUAACGUAUGUUUAAAUGGCGAAUUCGUGAAAUUGAGUAAAACUUUCGUUAAAAAAGUUAAUUAAAUUAUGAAAUUCAAUUAAUAUUUGUCAUAAAAUGUGUUCUAGUAAUGUGGUACUGAUGUUUUCAAUUACAGAUGGUGUUGGUUUAUUUGAUUUGUGUACAAAAAUGAAUUUUUUGCGACUCGUUUGUGUUGUGUAAUUUGAAUGAAUAGUGAUGUAAACUGUAGAUUAAAAUGAAAAUUAAUGUGUACUAGUGUGUUGUACCGGAAUGAUGUUGUAAUGAAAUAAGUAGUUAGUGAACAAUGCAAUCGCAUCAAGUUGGAGAAAAAUCUACAAUACAUUUUAAUUUUCAAAUCUACUUCUUAGACCAGCCAUGCUAAAGCUGCUAUGAUGGAUAAUGGAUAUUAAACUAGAAAUCAUCAGUAUCUCAAACCAAUUGAAGCAGCUUUAAAUUCCAAAAUACUUAGGAUGGAUUUCAACAGGCAUAAAUACAAUGUUUGCAAAGAAUUUCGAGAGAAAUCUCCGUCAUGUAUGCAAUGUUUGGUGAUCGUUUCGUAUACCUUAGUCUUUGAGUUGGAGAUUAUGUUCGCGUAUAUUCGGUAAUAUUUACAAUAAUUUGUAUGUGUUGUACUUCUUUGCUAUAUUCCUCAUUGUCAGCUGUCAUCCUCCAGAGUUUUUCUUGAUAUUCUUUUAGAAAUUAGAUCAUAAACGAGUGUAGUUCUCAUCUUUAAUGAUAAAAACAGUGUUGAUUAUGAGCUUAUAUUUACUUAUUUUUCCAUUCAAAUCAUUCCCUCUUGAUCUCAAAUUGAUUAUUAAGUAUCAGAAUGUGAUUCAAAACGCAAAAUAAAAUGUUCUCAGUAUUUAUUUCGUUCUAGUGCAUUAAUAUUUCAUUCAUUUCUAUAGUGUUAUCGGAGUACAUACUAUCUAUUAGUGAUGACGUCACAAAACAGCGCUCAGGCCUUUUACUAUAGGUGGUAUUGGUGUGGUUUAGGUAACACUGUCCUUACAUGAAUGUUUUUCUUUUUAUAUCAGUAAAAUUAAAAAUUUUAUCUUUUAUCAACUCCUAAAACAAAAGGCUAAAAUGUUAUAAUUUCGAGUAAAUUUUCCAAUAAUAAUUGUUCUGUAGCGCGAUUUCAACUAAUAAGUAGUAUAUAGUGUAAAUAUGAUAUCCUUUAAGUUACUAUCGAUUUUGACCACCUUGGGAGUGGCAUAUUCGCAAAAGGCCGCCGCUCCUGUGCUGAUAUGGGGUAACCAUCACAGCAUUGAUAAAAUGACAUCGAAUGUGGGCAAACUUAGCACCGAUAGCAUCGAAGAUUGGAUCAUGCAACCAGCUACCGAAGAUCAAGAUACACACGUAUUGGUUGGUAUCCUCGAAAGCCUCGCCUUGCCGGACUUGUUCAAGAAGUAUGGAGACGAAAGUGUGUUUUCAAAUGUUCAAAGCUCGAUGAGCGAUAGUAAAUAUAAGAAUUUCUUUGUUCAAAUGAAUGCAUCACCGAAUGGUAUAGAACCGUUGCUUAACAUGUCAUCGCUUUCGGGUGUUCAGAAUUUGGUGACGACGAGUGAUUCUAAGAAAAUACACAUCAUAAAAAUCAUUCCUAAAGGAGAAGAAAUCACUGAAACUUUGAAAAUGUCCGAUAAUAUAAUGCAUAAAGCUUGUAAAGAGCAUGCUACUUUGUAUAAAUCAUAUGUCUGUGUUAUGACUGGUUCAUCUGGCGGUGAAGAAGGAGAGCAUGUUCGUAUUGCUCGUAGUUUAUUGCAGACUAAAGAACCAGCAGCUGAAGUUAAAGCAGAAACACCUAUGAAUAUCUACUUCAGUCCAGGAUUCGCAUUAAUAUACACUAAAACAACACCCGUGUUUCAGAUGUUGGUUGAUAAUCAACCGAAAGAGUAUCAUCUUACUCAAAUUGGUGAUAUCACCAAAUCAGAUAAAACUUUAUUCGUGUAUUUUCAAGACAAGGCCAACUCAUCUCCAAAAAUCCGUUUAGCUUUUACUUUUAUCAACGAAAGCACCACUUGGAGUCUGGAACAGAUAGGAUACGGUGAUGGUGCGAAAAGCAACGUAAUCUUGAAACCUUCCAUAAAGAUUUCUUCCUCUUUCGGGAACUCUUUCCAUACACCUUCGAAAGUAGUUUUCCAGGAUGAUGAUAUGAAGUACACUUUGACGUUCAGCUCGUUACAGAUUGAAUUCACGAACAAUCCGAACACUCUGCAAACAAAGAAGUUCAAUUCAGCCGACGAUACGGUUUACUUUUUCACUAUUCCGAUCCUUAGUGGACUUUUCGUUACCAGUUUAUUAGUCACUAUCGUCCUGUUGGGUUUAUCUAUGAUUUUUGAUAUCAAAACUAUGGAUUUAUUCGAUGAUCCGAAAGGAAAAACUGUUACCAUUAAUGCCUCCGAAUAAUUUUCCUAAUUUUUAAUUUCCUUUAAGGUAUUUCUUUUUUGUUUUUGUUUUAUCAUGUCGAAAAGUCGAGUGUAAAAGCAGCGAGGUAAAUAAAUUUCCUAAAUCGGUUUCACCGAAAUUUAUCAUUAGUUUUUUUAAUUGUAAGUACAAUACGUAAAAUAUAAUAUACGAUAAUUAAGCCAAUGAUUAAACUAGUUCGUUUUAAACCGAAACCCUCAUAACACAUUCCUGUAUCUGUUAGUUCUACGAAUUUGGUAUACAUUAAAAAAAAAUUGUCAUCGUACCAAGUGUCUUUCAUAGAUGGUUGAUGUUUUAAUCAACACUACGCAGUUUCUUAAGUUUUAUAAAGCACAAAAUAAUCGCAAUCCAUUUAGAUGUUACAUCCUACCGUGUAAGUUAUUAGUGUGUAGAAGUACGAAAACCAUCGGAAUUUCUUCAUCUGUGUACAUAAUACAUACUAAGUUUGCACUGUCUUCGAUUAGAAGUCAUUAAUUUAAAAAAACUUCGAUUGUAAUUUUUAAUUCAUAUUGUAUGUUUGUUGUAAAUUUCAUUUUACGGUUUGAUUCGAUUUUCUUUAUGCUCCGAAUUUUUUUUCUUUGUAGAAUUUUGUUGUACCUAUUUUAGUAAAAAAAUUUUGUUAUCGA